AUGGGACUUUCUGGGUUUGAAUUUAGCGCAUGGAAUUGGGGGAAUGGAAGUUGCAGUUGGGGCGAAGAAGUGAAGGUAGUAAGUCAGUGCCGAAUCUCCCGCUAGAGGUUAUCAUGAUCAUACUUCACAGACUCCCCGUCAAGUGUCUUCUACGUUUCAGGUGUGUUUGUAAAUCCUGGCGCCAAUUGAUUAAUGAGCCAAUUUUUGUUGAGAUGCACCUCAGACGAUCAAUUGAGAAUAAUCUCAGUCUCAUCAUUUCAAAGGAUCUAAACCAUUUUUACUCCAUAGACUAUGAUGUUUGUGAUGAUGAGAAGAGGGCUGUAAAGCUUGACGAAACCCAGUUUCCAAAUUUCAGGAUAGUUGGUUCUUGCAAUGGAUUGUUGUGUUUAGCUAAUCAGAAAAAUGUAUUUUUAUGGAAUCCUUCCACCAGAGAGUUCAAGCAAUUGCCCGAUUUUGCAGUUAAAUUUCAGGGUCGCAUUGUUAACAGUUGGGGACUCGGUUAUGAUCCGAAGGCUAAGGAGUACAAGGUGAUAAGGAUUGUCAACAUUUACAAUGCUGAAUUAGGUUCGCUUCCUCAUCCAACUGAAGUCAUGGUUUGCACGUUAGGUACUGAUUUAUGGAGAAGUCUGGGAAAUGUUCCUUGGUUCAUUUACUUCUGUAGUAGUAGAGUUCUAGCGACGGUUGUGGAUGGUGUUCCUCAUUGGAGGGAAACAGGGUUCUUUUAUCGAACCAGUUAUCAUUUCCUUUGAUGUAAGGGUUGAAGAGUUCAGGGAGGUUCAGUGGCCCGUGAAGGACUGCAACGAGCAGCAAUUCCGACCCAUUUAUGAAAUUCAGUUGGGUGUAAUAGGAGGAUGCCUUUCUUUAUUUUAUUAUGUUUAUCGUGAAUGUAUUGAGAUAUAUGUGAUGAAGGAGUAUGGGAUUAGGGAAUCUUGGACUAAACAGUUCACAUUUGGACUACGAAAAGGAGCUAGGGAUUUACAAUUCUCUCAGCCAUUUGGAUUUUCGAAUGAUGAAGUUCUACUGCUCGAGAUGUUUUACAGAAAGCUACUUGUGUAUAACCCAGAAAAUGAUAUGGUAAGGGAUGUUGCAAUUCAAGGUUAUCCUGGUUGGAUUAUAUUGUGUUCUUAUUCUGAGAGUCUUGUUUCACUUGAGUCUAAAAAUGGGAUUGAGGAACCUCAGCAAGUGUAAUUGUGGCAAUGAAGUGAGGAAAAUAGGAGCAAGAGGGACUAUUAUGUUGGAGCAAAGGUGUAAGCAACAAUGAGAAUCCAAGCAAACAGAACACUGAAAACGGAAGUUGAAGAUCCAAACUUCGAUGUUGAAAUGGAUUUAAAGAAGAUAGUAGAAUGAAUGGCUCAACCCAAUGAUUUUCUGUUGUCUCUUGUGUUAAAGAGUAACUUUAUCUUGUUUAUACUCCUUCCUUUUUGUGUUCUUUUCUUAGACCUGAUGUUUAAUUUGCUGCAGAGAUGUCUACUAUGGUGUUACAAUAUAUACUGUAUGCACACCUGAAUCUCCUACAAGCAGGGCAUAGAAUGGUGGGGAGUCAUACCUGAGAUCCACCCCAUAUCCAUUUUGGCAAAGUUUAAAUCAUAAUAUCAUAUCCAAUUUGAAAAAUCAGAUCUAAUUCGAAUUAGGCUGUGUCAAUUCUCAGUCACAUUCAUAUCCAUUCCCAAAUCCUGGCUUGAUAAGUUCCUAUAUAGUUUUAAGGUAGAAGUA
This is a messenger RNA of Telopea speciosissima, 1713 nucleotides long. Its product is annotated as F-box protein CPR1-like. The record is from RefSeq and is a predicted model, not a curated record. The transcript has 2 exons. Lineage: Eukaryota; Viridiplantae; Streptophyta; Magnoliopsida; Proteales; Proteaceae. Bases 30 to 749 code for a protein of 239 amino acids. Gene Ontology annotation, molecular function: protein binding.